This is a messenger RNA of Anopheles maculipalpis, 4233 nucleotides long. RefSeq names its product tripeptidyl-peptidase 2 (gene TppII). Gene Ontology annotation, molecular function: serine-type endopeptidase activity; tripeptidyl-peptidase activity. Gene Ontology annotation, biological process: proteolysis. The transcript is spliced from 8 exons. Gene Ontology annotation, cellular component: cytosol. The record is from RefSeq and is a predicted model, not a curated record. Bases 1 to 4233 code for a protein of 1410 amino acids. Lineage: Eukaryota; Metazoa; Arthropoda; Insecta; Diptera; Culicidae.
AUGAUACUGUCCACCAUUGGAAAGAUUUCCAUCCGAAAAACAGUUGAUCGAGUCUUUUGCUCGUCCCGGUCAUCAAACAAACGGUGGUUACCUGAACUGAACAAGCAAAACAAUUCCGGGGGGCAUGAAUCGGCAUAUGCGGUAGCUGCUUGUCAAACUGUCACCAGCGCGCAGCAAACAGCAAACAGAUUCUGUAGGAAAAAGGCGAAGACUCUCGACACCAGCAUAGUAUCAGCUUCUAGUUUUGUGCGAAAGGAAAUGGAAAGUGUUGUUGAUGUAAAGUUUCCCGUAACAUCCCUUGUACCGAAGAAUGAAACUGGUGCGCUUAGCUUCAUCCGGAUGUAUCCGGAGUACGAUGGCCGCGACGUGACGAUUGCAAUCCUAGACUCCGGCGUUGAUCCCCGGGCAAAAGGUUUAGAGCAAGUACCGGGCGGUGAUGUUAAGGUUAUUGAACGUUUCGAUUGUUCCGGGUGCGGCGAUGUGGACACCAGCAAAACGGUCACGGCCAAUCAGGAUGGUACCAUUGUGGGUCUUUCCGGCCGCAAGUUACAGCUGUCUUCUACAAUGAAGUUGAAAAAUACCGCCGGAACAGAGUAUCGUGUGGGAUUGAAGAGUGUGCACGAUCUUUCGCCGUCUCGGAUUCGGGAACGUAUCUUGAGCGACCUGAAGGUAAAAACCUGGGACGAUCGGCAUAAGGUGGCAGUUAGCGAGGCGGCCAGAGAGCUGAGCGAUUUCGAGGCCAAAAUUCCUCCGACCGGUGUGAGCGGAAAGGAAAAACUGAUGAAGGAAAAUCUCGAGAGCACGCUCGAGUUCCUGAACACGUGCGAUAAAAAGUUUACCGAUCUAAAAACUUCGUACGACUGUGUGCUGUUCCCGACGAAGGAAGGCUGGAUGGCGGUGAUCGAUACUACCGAGCGGGGAGAUCUGGAAAAUGCGGUUCACGUGGUGGAAUACACCCGUUCCCAUCAGGUCGUUAAUUUGGACGAUUUUCUGUCGAUUUCGAUAAACGUGCACGAUGAAGGAAACGUGCUGGAAGUCGUCGGUGUUUGCUCGAGUCAUGGAACUCAUGUUGCGUCAAUUGCUAGCGGCUACCAUCCCGACGAUCCGGAGCUUAAUGGCGUUGCACCUGCGGCUAAGAUCGUCUCGCUAACCAUUGGCGAUGGACGGUUAGAAUCGAUGGAGACGGGAACGGCACUGGUUCGUGCCAUUAUUAAGGUGAUGGAACUGUGUGAAGCUGGUCGGAAAAUUGAUGUAAUCAACAUGAGCUAUGGAGAACACGGCCACUGGUCAAAUUCGGGUCGUGUCGGUGAGCUUAUGAGCGAGCUUGUAAAUAGAUACGGCGUGGUAUGGGUAGCAUCGGCUGGCAAUCACGGGCCGGCACUAUGCACCAUCGGCACACCACCCGAUAUCAGUCAACCGAGCUGCGUUGGCGUCGGAGCGUACGUAUCGCCGGAAAUGAUGGAAGCAGAGUACGCACUGCAUCAGAAGCUACCUGGCAACGUAUAUACCUGGUCUUCGCGGGAUCCAUGCAUUGAUGGAGGGUUCGGUGUGACGGUUUGUGCACCGGGUGCUGCGAUUGCUUCCGUCCCACAGUUCACCAUGUCCAAAGCACAACUGAUGAACGGUACCAGCAUGUCGGCACCGCAUGUGGCCGGAUCGGUCGGAUUGCUGAUUUCGGGAUUGAAGCAAAAGUCCGUCCCAUAUACGGCGUUCAGCAUCAAGCGCGCCCUGUGGAAUACGGCAACCAAAAUCGAUUACGUGGACAAGUUUGCGCAAGGAAAUGGGUUGUUGAAUGUUGGUAAAGCGUUCGACAAUCUUACCACGUACGCUGGACUGCUGGAAAACAAACUUCGGUACGCUGUAACAGUCGGCACUAACAAUGCGAAAGGUAUUCAUAUGCGGCACGGUGUUCUUACAAAGGUGGAAGACUUUCCCGUCAACAUAGAACCGGUUAUGUUCAACGAAAAAUAUGCGGAAGUGGCCGACAAGAUCAAUUUCAACGUGCGCCUAACGCUCAUACCAACGGAAUCUUGGAUUAGUUGUGGCAAUUAUCUCGAUCUCUGCUACUCAGCGCGCAAGAUAAACGUUAAGGUGGAUCCGUCCGGAUUAGCGCCGGGAGUGUACAGAGCGAGCGUGAAAGCUUACGAUUCUGCCUGUCCCGAAAAGGGCGUUUUGUUCGAAAUCCCGGUCACAGUGGUACAGCCACACGUAGUUGAUCCUAAGUCGAAUGAGUUUGUGCGCGGCGAUCUGCCAGUCGAUUGCAAACCGCACACCAUUAUACGGGACUUUAUCUUGGUGCCGAAGUAUGCGACCUGGGCUGUCAUUGAGAUGCGUUCGGCCGAUUCGAACGAUGCCGUGGGAGGUAAAUUUUUCCUACACACGCUUCAGAUCCUGCCGAUGAAAUUCUGCAAGGCGAUGGAGAUGCAAAAAAUAUUGCCGGUCAAUGGUAUCACUCCGACGGUGCAGCCUGUAAGGGUAGAGGGAGAUCAUAUAAUCGAAAUCUGUAUUGCCAAGUUUUGGUCAAAUUUUGGAACGCUGCCACUGCGCUAUUCGGUGAAAUUCCACGGAAUAAGCCCAUUGAAUGGAUCGGUAAUGCAUAGCGCUAGUGGGAUCCAUCGUAUUGAUCUAACCGCACUGGGCAGUGAAGAAGUGUAUCCGGUAGUUUCGCUAAAAACAGCUGCAUUGGUUUUAAAGCCAUCGGAAACCAAGGUGACUCCACUAACUGCGCGCGAUGUUAUCCACCCGGCGAGGCAAAUCUAUCAGACUCUCAUUACGUACCAGCUGCAUUUGGCAAAGGGUUACGAGGUAGCCUUCUACACGCCAUUGUUCAGCAACAUUCUCUAUGAGAGUGAGUUUGAGUCACAGUUCUGGAUGGUGUUCGAUGCGAACAAGAUGAUGGUUCGCUGUGGAGAUGCGUACUCGUACGACAAGUACGAAAAGGUGGAAAAGGGUGACUACACCAUCCGUUUGCAGGUGCGCCACGAGAAGAAAGAGUUGCUCGAGAAGUUGACGGAAGCGAACAUGAUCGUUAACUUCAAGCUUGCCAGCAACAGUCUCUCGGUGGACGUGUACAAAUCGUACAACCAGGUGCUGUCGGGUGCGAAAAAAAUGAUCAGCUGCUUCGUGGCGGCUGGUGUAUGUCGUCCCAUCUACCUAGCACCGAUUUCUAGCGAGAAGCUACAGAAAGCUUCCAUACCGCCACAGUGCUCUUGGCUAGAGGGCAGUAUUACGUACGCGAAGGAGGACAUAAUAAAGAAGUGUGUUUCGCACAGCUUCCAGUACAUACUGACGGAGGGUCCUCCGGCAAAGAAGAGUUCUACUGCCGCCAGCAAUACGGUCCCCACCACAAAUAGCGUUACUAACGGAAACAAUCUGGCUGGUGGAGGUUCGAACGGCACCGGCAAUAAUGUUGUUACCGCAUCGAAUGGAACUUCCAAUGGUGGUCUUACGAAUGGUACGCCACCGAAGGAAAGCCGAAGCAAAUGGGAUGAAUAUUGUGAAGGAUUGCGCGAUUACCAGACGGCGCAGAUAGCAAAAUUGGAUUCGGAACAUGCCGAGAAUCUAUAUCAAGCGCUACUGAAAGAUAAUCCCAACCAUCUAGCCGCUCAUUUGGCGAUGGCCGAUCACUUUGAUAGUAGCGAAUUGAAGCAAAAUCUGCCGUACGCAUUUAUGAAAUCGUUCGAUCUUUCGGAUUCUGGACCGGCGACACUGUUGAAGGUGAAGUUGCUGCGUAUCAUCGAGCUAACAAAUUUGGUGGUGAAGGAAACUGAUCAGAAUGCACUUUUGGCGUACUACGGCAUGAAGGUUGACAAUCGACCAAACGCUGCAAAAAUUAAAGUUCAAAUGGACAAACAAAAGCAGCUCCUAGUGGAUGCCUGCCAGCGUAAGUUCGUGGCCUUGUGCAAGCUGAAGAUUUUGCAGAAUUUGUUCGAUGCACAAGACGUGAGCCAACCGGACUAUACCGAGGAGCUGGAUCAGCUGUAUGGUGAUGUGGGCAAGUUUAUUGAAUACUCCGAUUCGAAGGUACUGUUGUUAUCGAUUUGGCACGCAUUUUCUCUAAAGCAGUAUGGUCGCAUGAUCAAGUAUUUAAACAAACAGUACGAGGAAAAGCUUAGCCGCGACAUCCUGGAGGAAAUACGUGCCGUUGUCGAUGAGAAGAAGUGGUCGCACGUGCAUCAACAGCUAUCGAAAAUAAUCGUAUCCUCCAACCCUCAGGGAUAUCGACUUUUCUAA